Messenger RNA from Aureobasidium subglaciale EXF-2481, 1287 nucleotides. RefSeq lists its product as uncharacterized. The transcript has a single exon. Gene Ontology annotation, molecular function: O-phospho-L-serine:2-oxoglutarate transaminase activity; pyridoxal phosphate binding. Gene Ontology annotation, biological process: L-serine biosynthetic process. The record is from RefSeq and is a predicted model, not a curated record. Lineage: Eukaryota; Fungi; Ascomycota; Dothideomycetes; Dothideales; Saccotheciaceae. Gene Ontology annotation, cellular component: cytoplasm. The coding region runs from base 1 to 1287 and encodes 428 amino acids.
AUGCCAUCCCGUGAAGAGACUAGCUAUUUUGGCGCCGGCCCAGCUCCUUUGCCAACAGCGGUAUUAAGGCAGGCUUCGAAAGUCAUCCUCAAUUACAACGACGCUGGAAUCGGCAUCACGGAAAUCUCGCAUCGUUCGGCUGACGCAGAGAAGAUCCUCGAGGACACCAAAUCUGCAUUGGCAACACUCCUCGACAUCCCCACACAAGAAGGUCCCGAUGGCUACAAGAUCAUCUUCCUGCAAGGUGGUGGCUCGGGUGAAUUCAGCGCUUCCGUAUACCACAUGACGGCCCUCUGGGUCGAGAAGAGAAGACAAAAGAUUGUGCAAGAGCUUGGUCCAGAAGACGAGACAAAGGUGUUUGAUGCUUUGAGAAAAGCCGUCGACCAAGAGUUCAAGCUGGACUACCUGGUCACUGGAAGCUGGUCGUUGAAGGCCAGCCAAGAAGCCGCCAGACUCAUUGGCGCAAACCACGUCAAUGUAGCUGUAGACAGCCGUAAGGACAACAAUGGCAAAUUCGGCACAAUCCCUAACGAAUCGACAUGGUCAUUGACUCCGAACCCCGCCCACAGCGGUAUGGUCUACUACUGCGACAACGAGACGGUCGACGGUGUCGAGUUCCCUGCCUUCCCCGCCAUCGACUCCGACAAGUACCAAGUCAUCGCAGACAUGUCCUCCAACUUCCUCAGCCGCAAGGUCGAUGUCAGAAGACAUGCUGCCAUCUUCGGUGGUGCUCAAAAGAACGUCGGUACCACAGGUAUCACCAUCGCUAUCAUCAAGAACUCUCUCCUCACACAGCUCGCAAAGCCCGACCUCUUGCGCAAGUUGAAUCUGCCUGUUGGUCCCGUUGUCCUGGACUGGCCCACCAUUGUAAAGAACAACUCCCUCUACAACACCCUCCCCAUCUUUGAUGUCUGGAUAGCCGGCCAGGUCAUGCAACUAUUGAUCUCCAAGGCCUCCACUGACGGACCCAAGAUCGCAACACAACAGUCCGAGUCUGAGAAGAAGGCUGCGCUCCUCUAUGGCAUCUUGGACAAAUACCCCGUUUUCCACGUCGUCCCAGACAAGUCUGUUCGCAGCAAGAUGAACAUUUGCUUCCGCAUUGGCAGCGAGAACGACAGAGAUGACAAGGAGAAGAAAUUCCUGGCCGGUGCGAACGAGAGACUCUUGCUCGGAUGUAAGGGUCACCGCAGCGUGGGUGGUUGCAGAAUUAGCAACUACAACGCCGUCAGCGUUGAAAAGGUUGAGAAGCUCGCGAAAUGGCUCGAAGAGUUUGCCCAGCAGCAAUAA